Molecule: messenger RNA, 1297 nt
Organism: Marmota flaviventris (yellow-bellied marmot)
Lineage: Eukaryota; Metazoa; Chordata; Mammalia; Rodentia; Sciuridae
Source: RefSeq, a predicted model, not a curated record
UUAGCGGUCAGAGCAUGAGGGGCUGCGUCUGGAGGGAAUGACAGAACUGUGUGAACAGAAGAACCUGCGGGGCUGGAGAGCAAACCCAGGGACCUUAUACUAGUUUCUCUGGAACAAGAUGGGAUACCACUCUGGAAGUUUCGUGUAGCCUUUAGGAAAAAUUUCAUCUUUUUCUUCUGUAAGCUGUCACCAUGACCCUGACAAAAGGUUCUUUCACCUACUCCAGUGGGGAGGAAUAUCGUGGAGAGUGGAAGGAGGGCCGCAGGCAUGGUUUUGGUCAACUGCUGUUUGCAGAUGGUGGGACCUAUCUGGGUCAUUUUGAGAAUGGACUCUUUAAUGGCUUUGGGGUACUGACCUUUUUAGAUGGUUCAAGGUAUGAGGGGGAGUUUGCCCAGGGCAAGUUUAAUGGCGUCGGAGUCUUCAUUCGGCAUGACAACAUGACCUUUGAGGGGGAAUUUAAAAAUGGCAGAGUAGAUGGUUUUGGCCUGCUGACUUUCCCUGAUGGUUCUCAUGGAAUACCCCGCAACGAAGGUCUAUUUGAGAACAAUAAGCUGCUGCGGCGGGAGAAGUGUUCUGCGGUAGUUCAGCGGGCCCAGAGUGCCUCCAAGUCCGCCAGAAAUCUCACUGCUUGAUGAGGCAGUGGGCACAGCUGGAAUAGUGUCAGUAAAGCCCAUGACCACCUGAGAUGAACAGAAUGAACCAGAUUUCAGAUGAGAUGAGGAUGACCACGGAGCCGAAGCCUGUGAUGUGCCCCAUCACCUGCCAAUCAGCAAUUUGAUCACAGAAAGUGCUAAGGAUUUUGGCCCAAAGACCCCUCAGUGGUUAGCAGUUCUGUCUUUUCUUGAUGCUUAUUUGCUGAAGACAGGAGCUGUGUUUUCUUACUUGUCGACAUUUCCUGUUCCUGAGACCUGGGGUUACCCAGUACAGAGUGGCUGCGGCCUUCACUCCAUUUACUGCCAAGUGAUUCAGAAUCUCCUCAUUCUGCCUAUGUUUGGGGCACAUGACCCUAGCCCCCAUAGGGCCAAUGCUGUGUGCUGCCCUGGCAAAAUGAGGUACAAGAUAGACAGUACAGUGACCCUGUGAAAGUCGGGCCAGAACUUCUCUGUACAUGAGCCCCUCAUUCAGUGCAGUUUGAAUCCUGACUCCAGGCUCCAACUUUGUCUGAUCAGACUAGUCUUUGUGUCUGCUUAUUUCCCCUGUGAAGGAUCUGGUAAGAGUGUUGUUUUCUUCUUUCUUGACUUUACAAGUCAUGUUCCUUACCUGAGUUAGGGCAUAUAAUCCAAUCUCCAUUUGUGUC